Molecule: messenger RNA, 2370 nt
Organism: Entrophospora candida
Lineage: Eukaryota; Fungi; Glomeromycota; Glomeromycetes; Entrophosporales; Entrophosporaceae
Source: the annotation of a GenBank genome assembly
AUGAAUGACGAAUUAGUAAUUACCGUCAAUGAUGAAAAAGAAGAAACUAAUGAAUUAUCAAAAAAUAUUGAAGAUGUCGACAAAUCGUCUGCCCAUGAGACAACGGAAACUCACGAAACAUUUGUUGGAUUUUCCAAAGAUUUAAAAUAUGUCUCACUCUACUUUCCCUAUAACGACUAUGUUCACUUUGCUGGAAAACACAUUGAUAACGCUUAUGAACAUUUAAACGAUAAUCAAUAUUACGAAAUCGAUUAUAAGAAAUUAGUUGAAGAAGAAAAACCCGAUUUUCAUGCACUUACCUCACGCAUUUUCAAAUCGAUGGUAGAUUUUGUAUUUUCUGACGACUGCAAAGCUACAAUAGUAUGCGGAAAAGCUGAAUCGUCGCCUGAUAGUUGGGAUAUGGAUUUUAUAAAAAAAGAUGGCGAGGGGUUUAAAUUUAAUAUCAUUUAUCAAAUGGUAUUUUUCAAUAAAAAUUUGCUGGUUUAUGAAGAAAACAAAUUUAAAGUAUUUUCUCCUGGGGACAAUGAUGACAAAAAAUGGGUUCAUACUAAAACUUUAUAUAUUCAUAGAAAAUUGGGGACUAUAGUAUCCAAAGAUACAAAAUUAUUUACAAUCGAUGAAUACGGGACGUUAACAUAUUGGAAUAAAGAAUUUAUUAAGUCUGAAAACGACUUCCAUCUACCAAAAGAUUUUGAUCUUAAAUAUGUUAAGAUAGAAACCAAUAGAGACGAAAAAUUAAUACUAGUCUACAAUGAUAAUCAAAUGCUUGUUUUUUCCAUGGAAUUUGGAAUUUUUUUAUCGUCAUUUGGUAUUGAUUUCAUCAAAUGUGCGAAUUUUAUUUACACAAAUGAUGGUGAGAUAGAGCACUUAUUUGUCAUCAUUGGUGGAAGUAAUGAUAAUUUCAUAUUUAUGGAACCAUCAAAUCUUAAUAAUACAAACGAUAUGACCAAGAUAUAUGAGGAAUAUUUAUCUAUCAAAACCAAUAAGUUUAAUGGAUUUCAAAUACAAGAUAAUAAACUCAUUGUGACAUCACACUCUUAUUGUCGCGUUUAUAAUAUUUUAGAUGAGAAAAUAACAAAAAAAAUUAGUUACAAUCAUUUAAAAAGUUUUAGUUUUAUUUUUCCAUAUGUUGGUAAAGCUUUAGAUAAAUUAUUAUUGGGUGAAAAUAUAGAUAGUUUCAAUAUAACAAACGAAUUAGAAUUAAAAUUUGAAAACGUGGGAUCAAUUAAAUGGAUCGUCUCUCUUUCAACUACCGAUAAUGUUUGUGUAAAUUUUAAAAGUCAGAAAGAUUCCAAAGAAGAUAUUAUAUCAUUUAAUAUUAAAACUUUAUUUUCAUAUGAAAUUUUAAAAAAUGAAGAUUUGCUUCUAAUAACAAAAAAUGAUGGCAUACAUGUAUAUUCAGUAAAUGUUUCUGGAAAGAUCUAUCAAAAAUUCAAUAGUAAUCUUUACGUUGAUGAUAAAAUACUCGAGAAAAAUAUUGAAAAAUUCACCAAGUUUGAUUUUGCUCACGUAAAACUUGGUAAUUUGGAAUUACAUAUCCAUGCAUUCCAAUAUAUUUUGGAGGAUACAUUAGCAUUAGCAAAAUAUGGAGAGAAAAUAUUUAAUAGAGCGACAGAGGAGAAAGAUGGGUUCAUUGCGGAAUUAAUUUAUAAUAAAUAUAUCGAGGUUUAUAAACAAAACCCCUCCACCAAUCUACCAUUAUUGCGUGAUAUUGUGUUGCAUUUAACAGGAUUAAAUACCUUUAAUCCUGUAAUUGUGGAAAAAUUUUUGGAAACGGUUUCGAUCAUCUUGGAUCCUAAUUGCAAUAAGAUUUCUACCUCAACGGUUUCAGAAAAAAAUUACAUAUGUGAUGAAAACGAAGAAAAUGAAGAAAAUACGAAAAAAUUCUUGCCAACUCUGUCAUACAAGGCUCAUUUGUUGAGAAACACAUUCCAAGCAAUGUUCAUAGCUAAUGAUGGAAUAGGAUUUCCAUUUAUGUUUUUGGCAUUAUACCUAUUACAAAGAUCAAAUAACACUGAAAUAGCUGGAUCAAAAAAUUGGAUUGAUAAAGAGUCAUUCCUAGUUUUUGCUUUUGCACUUGCAGUUGAGAAAAGGGAAAAUGAUAUGGAUGCAUAUAUAGCAAAUCAUACAAAAGAUAAUGUUGUCACAUUUAUUGUUGUCAGUUUAGUGGUAGUUCAUAAUGCUCAAUUAAGUGUACAUAAAAAAGGAAAAAUGAGAGCUGAAAUUGUUAAUUUGGAUGAAGUUGACAAAGAUGAUGAAGAAGAAGAACAUGAAGAACAUGAAGAACAUCACCAACACCCACAUCACAGAAGAAGAAUUGAAGAGGAGAAAAAAGAAAUUGAUAAAAGUGGCAAUUAUGCAAAAAGAUGA